Molecule: messenger RNA, 883 nt
Organism: Scleropages formosus (Asian bonytongue)
Lineage: Eukaryota; Metazoa; Chordata; Actinopteri; Osteoglossiformes; Osteoglossidae
Product: lipopolysaccharide-induced tumor necrosis factor-alpha factor homolog
Exons: 5
Coding region: 170-595 (141 amino acids)
Cellular component (GO): nucleus; cytoplasmic side of late endosome membrane; cytoplasmic side of lysosomal membrane
Molecular function (GO): zinc ion binding
Source: RefSeq, a predicted model, not a curated record
AGAAAGGUAGUGCAACUGAGUACAGCUGGUGUGAGUCAAUGAAAGGAUUUAAUGAAUAUGACUUCAAUACCUAAAAGAAGAUGUAUUUUAGUUAAGCUAGUUCUGGAAAAAUCUCACUGAGGAAGAGUGGGGAAAAUAGAGUGCUUGAUUAAGUGCUUGUCUUCAGAAAAUGACUAAAGCUCAGAAAACUGAAGAAAUUGAUACCUCCUCUUCACCCUAUACUAUACCAGUGGAUGAGGAGGUGAAGGUUUACCAUUUGCACCCACCUUUCAGUUCAUCUCGAAUCUCCAGAGAUGACUCUUACCAAACAGUAUCUUUAGGUGAUGCAACAAACAAGAAGUUUGUCAGUUAUGAGACCAAUUUGGGGCGCUCUCAAGGAAUGGCAACUUGCCCUUCUUGCAAGCAACAAGUCUUGACCAAUGUCACCUACAAAAUCGGUGUCUUUGCAUGGCUGAUGUGCCUUGUUUUCAUUUUAUGCGGGCUAGUGGUUGGCUGUUGCUUGAUUCCCUUCUUUGUCAAGCACUUCAAAGAUGUCUAUCACUCCUGCCCAAGAUGCUAUCAGAUUCUCCAUGUUGAAAAGAAAUCCUGUUUCUAAUCCAGAUUGACUGUAUGAUAAUCAGAACUUCUGAAAUGUCUUGCCUCUAACCUGCUGCUGAAGUAAUUUUAUCUGUUGCUUAUUGACUUAAAAUUUAGUACAAACCCAUUUCUGAUGCUAAUCAGUCUUUCCCUAAAAGAAAGGCUGUUUCCCAUAAACUGAAAUUAGAAGAGGUAUUUGUGUUGUAUGAAUUUAUAAAACUGCCACAAUGUUUUUAGAUGUAUACACAUUAUUAAAGAUUUAACUUUGUGAUUUGCUUGGAAUUAAACUACAUUGAGUACUUAUCAA